Molecule: messenger RNA, 534 nt
Organism: Hyposmocoma kahamanoa
Lineage: Eukaryota; Metazoa; Arthropoda; Insecta; Lepidoptera; Cosmopterigidae
Product: putative nuclease HARBI1
Exons: 4
Coding region: 1-534 (177 amino acids)
Source: RefSeq, a predicted model, not a curated record
AUGAACGACUUCAUCCUCAACAUGGAGCAUCUAGGAGACCAAUUUUACAGCAAAUUUGGGAUACCCGGUGUUAUCGGCUCUAUAGAUGGCACUGACAUUGCCAUUGUACACCCAAAAGACCAUGAGGAAAGGUUUUUUUGUCGUAAAAAUGAUCACUCGUUGAAUGUACAACCAAUAUGUAAUGCAGACAUGCAAAUAAUUAGCAUUGGCGCGAGACACGGAGGAGCUACUCAUGAUUCGUUUAUUUGGUCCCAUCGUUCCCUAUGUGCUUACCUAAAUAACCUCAGCAGUAAUGAAGGUCUAAGGCUUCUAGAAGGUUCAGAAGAAGCAUUUCAUACAGAUCGGCACGUGAAGACCCGGAAUGUGAUCGAGAGAACGAUUGGUCUUCUGAAGGCCCGUUUCCGUUGCCUACUCGUACACAGGACACUUAAUUAUGAGCCACAAGUUGCAGGUUUAAUUACAAACGCAUGUGCAAUAUUGCAUAACAUUUGUAAUGAAGCCAAUGUUCCUGCUGAAGAACUGCCACGAGAGUAA